Molecule: messenger RNA, 6785 nt
Organism: Lingula anatina
Lineage: Eukaryota; Metazoa; Brachiopoda; Lingulata; Lingulida; Lingulidae
Product: lysine-specific demethylase 4C-like
Biological process (GO): regulation of gene expression; chromatin remodeling
Cellular component (GO): nucleus; chromatin
Molecular function (GO): histone H3K36 demethylase activity; histone H3K9 demethylase activity
Source: RefSeq, a predicted model, not a curated record
UAGGCCUAAUAUUCGGUUUAUAACUCCCUAGUGGUCUAUCGCAGAGGAGAACCAGGAUCAGAGUGGGCGAUGUUUGUGUUUAUGAAAAAGACCUACUUAUAAGUAAUACUCAAAUAAGCCACUAAAUUAGUGUACAUGCAAAAUGGUCUUUUUGUGUGAAUAUUAGGCGUAUAAGGUUGAAUAACUGUAGGCUACAAGUAGGCUACUACAAGUAGGGCUAUGAGCUCGUGUGGCGAAGGGGAAAUUAGUAGCCUACGUAGGCCCUAUUACUUACUUCACAAGCCCAUUCACCCCGUUCAUUUGUAAAUUAAUUCUACAAAGCUGUUUUUCAGCGAAUAAAAUCAACUUUAAGUGAUUCAAAAGUUUUAAUGCUUCCAGUUGAGACAUGUAGCCUACUGUCUGCAGACUGCUGUACCUGAGCUGUUGGCAGGCAAAUAUAUUUCACUAACUCAUUUGCAUAAUCCAAUGCCUACAUAUUAUUGCGCCGUACAUUAAAAAUACCUCCAAUUUAACCUUCAGUGAAAAAUACCAAAUCUUGAUCAGUGUGGUAACAUUGGUCCUUGGGCACAAACAAAGAUCAUUAAGCGACUAUAACUAAUGAUUUUAGCUUAAAAACGUGUCAAUGCUUUAGACCUAUAUGAUAUUGCGCACGUUCAUAGCAUUGGCGUCGUUACAAGGUUACUUGUAAUGGCCGAUGCCGAUCGAGAAAAUCUUUACUGAGGAUACAACGUGUACCGUUGUUACAGCGUUUUAGAUUGCCAUUUUAAAGCUUUAAUGACUUAGCUAAAGCUAUUUCACCAUGGAGUCUUCCAGCGGAGGUCAUAAUAACCCUAAAAUUAUGGUCUUCCGGCCAACAAUGGAAGAAUUCAAAGACUUCAAUAAAUAUAUUGCAUACAUGGAGUCCAAAGGUGCCCACAAAGCUGGAAUAGCAAAAAUCAUUCCACCAAAGGAAUGGGUGCCAAGAAAAGGUGGCUAUGAUGACAUAGACAUCACCAUACCAGCUCCCAUAAGCCAAGUAGUUAAUGGUUGCCAGGGACUCUAUCAGCAGUACAACAUACAGAAGAAAGCUAUGCAUUAUAAAGAAUUUGAAAAAUUGGCCAAUAGUGACAGAUUCCGUACCCCAUUGCAUUAUGAUUAUGAAGACUUAGAGCGCAAAUACUGGAAAAACAUCUCGUUCAUCAAUCCCAUUUAUGGAGCAGAUAUCUCUGGCAGCCUUACGGACCCAGACCAGACAGUCUGCAAUAUCCAGAAUUUGGGGAGCAUUUUAGAUUGUGUUGGGGAAGAAUAUGGUACCAAGAUUGAAGGGGUGAACACAGCUUAUUUGUACUUUGGAAUGUGGAAGACCACUUUUGCUUGGCAUACAGAGGACAUGGAUCUGUACAGUAUUAACUAUGUCCACUUUGGAGCUCCCAAGUCCUGGUAUUGUGUUCCUCCAGAACAUGGAAGAAGAUUGGAAAGACUGGCUACAGGUUUCUUUCCAAGUAGCCAACAAGCUUGUCCUGCCUUCCUCAGGCACAAGAUGACCAUAAUAUCUCCACACAUAUUGAAGCAGUAUUCUAUCCCAUUUGAUAAGAUUACCCAAGAGGCUGGUGAAAUUAUGAUUACUUUCCCAUAUGGAUACCAUGCAGGAUUCAAUCAUGGUUACAACUGUGCUGAAUCAACAAAUUUUGCAACAGAACGGUGGAUUGAGUAUGGAAAGAGAUGUACACAGUGUACCUGUCGCAAAGAUAUGGUCAAGAUUAGCAUGGAAGCAUUUGUACGCCGUUACCAGCCAGAUCGCUAUGAGCUGUGGAAAGCUGGUAGAGAUGUGGCACCGCAUCCUGAAGAUGAUCAAAGCAAGAUAUAUAGCAGACCAGAAGCAUUGGAGAAGAGACUUGCCAUGGAAAAAAGAAGGAAAAUUGAAGCUAAUAGCACUGGAACAGUCUCUACAAAAAGACAUCCUAUUUCCAAAAUCUCUGCCGAAAAGUUGGCUAAAGUGAAGGAUGCAGAACUAAAGAAACAGGGUUUAAAAGAUGAUGGUGAAGAGGAGGAAGGGGAAGAUGAUGGAGAAACAAAAACAAAGAAAAAAAGAGGAAGACCAAAGAAGUCAGUUGGUGGAGAAGAUGAAGAUCACGGGGAUGAAAAACCCAAGAAACCUAAGAAAGUUAAAGUUAAAAAGGAAAAAGAUAAGGAUAUUAAAAUGGAAAAGAAGGAGGACAACGAAGAGGAGGUGACAAAAGAAAGCACUCCAGACCCAGUUUUGUCAGCAAAGAAAAAAAUAGAACAGUACAUGGAACCUCCAAAGAGACAAGGGAGUGCAUUUGAAAUGGGGUCUUUUCAGUCAGAGUACCUCAAGCAUGCUGCUAAAUUCAUGGCUGAGAAAGAAAAACUGAAAUUUACUGACAAACCCAGAAAAUCUUCAGAAGGAGGAAAGAAAAAGGGAAAAGGUGGGCAGGGGAAAAGGUUGGUGGGAGAGACUGGUAGCUCAGAUAGUGUGAUAGGACAGCCCCCAAAUAAAAAACCUUGUGAGCCUCUUGAACAAGGUGCUCCUCAUUCUGAACACUAUUCACAAGGCAGUGAUGUGCAGUCUAAUGUACUUCAAACAGCAGAUCCUGGUGGCGUUGUGAAGGACACAUUACAGGGGAGCGUUAUGUCAAAAGGGCCUGUGGGUAAUGACAUUAUGCAAGGGAACCCCAACCCUUGGCAACAUUUCAAGGAUAAUGGGCAAAAGAACAAUUCAUCAAAUUUGCAGUUUAAUCAGAACUUUGUUCAAGGCAGUGGUGCACAUAUGUCAGGAAAUGCUACUCCCUUGCCAGCAAAUACUGGUCAUUUUCAAGGAAGUUCUUCACAUUUGAGAAGGCUUGCUGGUGAACUAAUGCAAAGUAAUACUUUAUCUGGAUCUACGUUGACAAAUCCCAUUUUACCCAGUCGUGUUUUUACCCAAAGAGAAAUCCUAUCUGGGGGUGUUAUGGCAGUAAAUGCUUCUUCCCAACAAAUGGCAAUGAUCCACAGAGCUAACAUAUUGAGGCAUAAUGAUAAUCAAAGGGGAAAUGUAGUCAGUUCAUCUGGCAAUGUAUUGGACUUGUCCAUGAGUGGACACAAGAUGGAUAAUGCCAUGACCCUUGAUGAAACCCCUGGUGAAAGUUUUGCUUCUGUAAGCAACACAGGAGAAGGGUAUUCUCUUGGUAGUCAGCACCUUUCUGGGCUGCAGCAGCAGUAUUUUUUGAAUCAACAAAGACAAUCUCUUCAAGCUUUCAUACAGAAGCAGCGUCUGGCUUAUGAACAGAUUCAGAAAAGUUCUACUAAACAAAAUGCCAUGGUUUCUUUAAACGGACAGUCCCAGCUACCAUCUCAGGCUUCAGGACAGAUUACUGGUCAAGCGGUCACAGCCAGUGGUCAGCAAACUCCUGGAGUCAGGGUGGUAGCUGGAGUUCCGCUUUCUCAUCAGCAAAUUCCAACUUCAGUCGUGGCAGUGAAUGGUAUGGCCCCAUUGAUCAACAGGCCUUUGGAAACAGCACACAUCAAUGGAACAAUGAAUGGCCAAGACACAACUCUUACGGCCAAAGCUCUACCAGUAGUGGUGAGAGCACCAGUCAAGAAAGCAGUAGGCAGCAGCAAUCAGAAUACUAUAGCUAUCUUCACACACCCUAUCUCUUCAGUUCCUCAGGCAUUGCACAACAGAGCAAUGAAUCCUGGCCUAACAGUGGGCAAAACUCCCACAACAGUCAGGAAUCAGGAAGUGACAAAAAACACGAGUCCGCUAGUCACUUCUAAUGUGCAAAAUGUAUUCAGAGACCCUAAUUAUGUGGGAAAUGUGUCAGGUAUACAGUUAAAAGAAAUGGAUGACCCUGAUAAACUUAUAAAUGGUACAGUUUCUGUACCAGUAUCAAACACAAGUUUUGGGACACCAGUUGCGACUGUUUCUGGCAUUGGCUCUGUUGUAAAUAGAGUAAAUGGUAGUAUUUGUACCGGGUCUUUGCAACUAAAUUCAACUCUGGGUGUGCAAUUUGUUUCACCACCUAGAGUAAUUUCAACAAACAAUACACCAGGUGCAACACAUAUUCAGCCAAGUUUAGGAUUAAAACUUGAGCAUGGUGGAAUGGGAGCCAAACCACAGCUUGUCCUGCACACAACCUCUGCCCCAAUGAUGUUCCAGGCAGUGCAAGGUGGUGCUGUCCCUGUGUACAGAGAACAGAAUCCAGCUGUUGCCCAGGAAAGUGUAGUUAAUCCUGGCAGUUCAGUAUUGACAAACCCUGUGCAAGUGACAGCAGACAAAGGCCAACUACAGAUGAUACAGCAGCAGCAACAACAACAGCAGCAGCAGCAGCAACAACAACAACAACAACAGCAGCAGCAGCAACAACAGCAACAACAAGAAGGAAAGGCUGCUGAACAGAUGUCCAGUGAUAUUGUACGUCAACAUGAUGCUACCACAACCAGUGCCACAGUCAGAAGUUUACUUGAAUUACAACGAUCUAUGCAGCAGAAAAGCCAGAGGUUGACGCAAACAAUGAAUGUGCCUCAGCUGAUGGCUUAUGUAACCUCUUCAAAUAUGCGUAUACCAGUGGCAUUGACAUUGCCACAAGGUAAUCCUGGACAUUCUGAGACAAAUGCAAGAGUAAGGUAUUCUGUUAAUUCCACCUCUGCUGUGACAGUAGAUGAAUUACCAGAAACUUCAUCAGUGAUUGCUUCCUCAGUGAAUGGUACAGAAGGUUCUGGUUCCUUGGGAGUGCUUCAAACUAGCCAAAACCAAAUGCUUGUGCCAGGUGUUACUGUAAGUGGUGCACCUGUAAGGAAGAAGAAAAUGGCAUCAAAAAAGAUAACCACCCCUAUGAAUGUUGCAGCCCAGAAAGCGGACCAGCCCAUUACCAACAAGUUUGAUGCUGAUGAGGUGAUCCGAAUGCAAAGGCAGAGGUGGCAUGAAGAAAGGCAGCAAGCUGAAUAUUUAGAGAAAAUAGGUGAAAUGAAGAUAUCAAAAUUGGAGCAUGAAAAUACUUCCAACAACAACAGCCAGGUGGUGAAUGCAAAUAUUCUUCCAGAAUUGAAAUCGCCAAAUAAAGAAAAGACUUCAAAAGGAUCAAAGAAAAAACUUACACAGCAAAUUAUAAUGGAUUCAGAUGGCAGCAGCAAAGAUGGAGAAAGUGUGAAGAAUCUCAAAUCAAACUCCUUGAAUUCAGCCACUAUUACUUCUUCAUCUACACAAGUAAAAGAAAGUGGUUGUGCUUCAAAUGCUAAGACAAAUAAUGUACAACGCCCAGCAGCAGCAGAUAUCCUAGGACCUUGGGCCAAGCCUGUUAACAAACUGUGGCAGUGGGAAACAUUCGACUUUGAAGCAGAAAAACAGUUUAAUACUGAAAUGGCAAAGAAAGAACCUUAUUGUGCAGUGUGUUCUUUGUUCAAACCCUUUCAGAAUGGCAAUUUGUCCCCAAGCACUUUCACUGCCUCGGAUGCCCCAAAGCGUACACUCCCCAUGAUACCAGAGAUGUGCUUUGCGUCAAGCACACAAAAUCCCAAUCCAUUUGGUUUCAACACAAACCUGGAUGAAGAUGGACUGAGUAGCUUGCUGUACUGUGAAGUUUGUCAAGUCUGUGUUCAUGCAAGCUGCUAUGGUGUUGUAAAACCUCCUGAGACAGGGUGGCAAUGUGACAGAUGCAGGAAAGGAGCACAUGAUGCAGCCUGUGUGCUGUGUAAUUUGAGAGGCGGUGCAUUAAAAUCUACAGUGGAUGAGAAGUGGGCACACUUGGUUUGUGCUUUGACAAUCCCUGAAGUAAUGUUCCAGGAUAUUGCACAUAGAGAAGGGGUCAAUGUUAGCAAAGUUUCCACAGCUAGGAUGAGAUUGAAAUGCUGUUUCUGUGAACAAGCCUUUAAGAAGAUGGUUGGCAGACAUGAUGUGUGUGCACAGUGUUCUGUGGGGAAAUGUGCUAAUGCAUUUCAUGUGACUUGUGCUCAUGUGGCAGGAGUGGUCUUUGAGACCAGUGACUGGCCUUUUCCAGUAUAUAUUACCUGUCAUAAACAUGUGGUCCCAAAAGAUCAGAGACUUGAAGGAGAAAGGAAGUUGACUACCCUGAAAGAAGGUGACAGGGUGAUUGCAAAACAUAAGAACAGCAGAUACUACGAAUGUGAAGUUGUCGACUGUAAGACCCAGGUCUUCUAUGAAGUCACAUUUGACGAUAACUCUUUCAGCAAUGAUCUUUUUCCUGAAGAUAUAAAAAGCCAUGAUUGUGUGCAGAAUGGCCCUCCUGAAGUAGAUGAAGCUGUCCAAGUCAUGUGGCCAGAUGGCCUCCUGUAUGAUGGGAUUUUUAAAGGAGCAAUUUCUCAUCUGCUUUACACUGUGGAAUUUGAUGAUGGCAGUGAGAGUAAAAUACAAAGAGAGGAAAUCUGGACUCUUACUGAGGAACUGCCAAAGAAAGUCAAGUCCAAACUAUCCAGUGCAAGUGAAAGGAAGCACAACCUUUUCUAUGGCGAGAAAGUGGAUGCCAACCAGCGCCGUCCAAUCAAGACAAAUACCAAAUACAAAGAUUCUGUUGUGAUGUAAACUGUUGUAAAAUAACUCUAGAACAUCCUGUACAAAUACUCAUCGACAUGCUGCAGCAUUAUCUAGUGUAUUUUUUUUUACAGUCAUAUUUUGAUCACGCGUCUGAAGAAUAGUAUGGAUUUGAAAUUGCAAUCUGCAAGUGAUAUAAACCUAAGUGAUUCGACAUUACAGUAUUGUUGUAAUGACUAAUGGGUAUGGAUAAUUAAUGAAGCUGCCCAGCUGGUAAAAUAUAACGGGUUUUGUAAAUUGAUUGUUGCAGUUGUAAAUAUCG